UGUGAAUGGACGGCUGCCGUUCUUUUCCGGCUACACCUGCUCAUCCCACCAGGAAGUGCUGGGCGAUAAAUCCUAAAGUAAUAAUCCCUUUUACCUGGAGCGAGAGGAGCGAACAAACAUUAUUAUGCAGUGUAUCCGGGGAAAGCCCUCCGAUUAGAUUCAUGUGAUCGACGCGCGCGAUUAAUGCAGGGUAAAAAACACACCGUCAACUCCCAGCAAGUUGGGGUUAUUGUUUUCCUGCGGUGUAGCGUUUAGUUUUUUUGCGGUCCUAACCUCCCUCCGGCAAUGGGAUGCUGUGGAAGCGCAGAGAGGCCAAAAAGAGAAUGGAAACCUUUGGAGGACCGGAGCUGCACGGAUCUGCCAUGGCUCCUGUUGUUUACAUUGUUCCUUGUGGGAAUGUGUGGCAUCUGUGGGUUUACCAUCGCGACUGGAGGGGCGGCGCGGCUCGUCUUCGGAUAUGACAGCUACGGGAACACGUGCGGCCAACGCAACGAGCCCAUCGAAGGGGUCCGGCUGAGUGGUCUCGACCAUACUGACAGAAAAUUCGUCUUUUUCCUGGAUCCGUGCAACAUAGACAUCAUUCAGAGGAAAAUAAAGUCCAUGGCGCUCUGCGUAUCACAAUGUCCCACCGAGGAACUGGCGACUUACUACGACCUCAAGAGGUUUGCCAUGAUGAAUGGGUCUGAGCUUUGUUCAUAUGAGUUACCUGGUCAUAAGUACCCAAGCCUUCCAGAGCGCUUCGAAAAGUGUCCCAAACUUCCAGUCCCAGAGAGCAAAGCUCUUCCAGUGUUUAGCCGCUGCACGCCGGUGGAUAUUUCCUGCUAUGCUAAGUUUGCUGAAGCGGUGGUCACGUUUGUCAGUGAUAACAGCAUGUUAAACAGACUGAUUGCCGGGGUGGCGGCCAGCAAAGAGAUCAUUGUUGGGCUGUGUCUGAUGGCGUUAGUUUUGUCCAUGAUCCUCAUGGUGAUCAUUCGUUACAUCUCUGCUGUCCUGGUUUGGAUCCUCACUGCACUGGUGGUUCUGGGUUCCCUGGGAGGUACCAGCGUUCUGUGGUGGUUGUACAUAGACUAUAGAAUGACAAUGAAUGAGACCAUGACUAAAGAUCUGAGGGAAACAGAAGAACCCAACGGUGGCAUGAAGACCACCAAAGACCACGCUCAAGGACUGCUCAUCUACGCCGUUUCAGCGACCGUGUUCACUGGAAUUUUGUUGCUUCUGAUGUUGUUUAUGAGGAAGAGGGUGGCUCUGACCAUCGCCCUGUUCCACGUGGCGGGAAAAGUGUUUAUCCACCUGCCGCUGUUGGCUCUGCAGCCCUUCUGCACGUUCCUCGCUCUUUCUCUGUUUUGGGUCUACUGGAUCAUGGUCCUCCUCUUCCUCGGCACCACUGGGAACCCGGAAAAGAACGAGGAUACUGGCCUGGUUGAGUUCAGGCUCACAGGAGCGCUGCAGUACAUGACCUGGUACCACGCAGUGGGACUGAUCUGGAUCAGUGAGUUCAUCCUGGCUUGUCAGCAGAUGACCGUAGCCGGUGCUGUGGUAACCUACUAUUUCACAAGGGACAAAACCAAACUCCCGGUGACGCCCAUCCUGUCAUCAGUGCUGCGGCUGGUGCGGUAUCACCUGGGCACUGUGGCCAAGGGCUCCUUCAUCAUCACCCUCGUCAAGAUCCCGCGCCUCAUUCUCAUGUACAUCCACAACCAACUCAAAGGAAAGGAAAACGCUUGUGCACGCUGCAUGCUGAAGGCCUGUAUCUGCUGUCUGUGGUGUCUGGAGAAGUGCCUCAAUUAUUUGAAUCAGAAUGCAUAUGCGGCGACGGCCAUAAACAGCACCAGUUUCUGCACCUCGGCCCGCGAUGCCUUCGUGAUCCUGGUGGAAAACGCUCUUAGGGUGGCAACCAUCAACACCGUUGGAGAUUUUGUUCUCUUUCUGGGCAAGAUCCUGAUCGUGUCGUGCACGGCGUUCACUGGCGUGUUAGCGCUGAACUAUCAGAGAGAUUACACCGAGUGGGUCCUGCCGCUCAUCAUCGUGUGUCUGUUCGCGUUCCUCGUGGCACACUGCUUCCUGUCCAUCUUCGAGAUCGUGGUGGACGUGCUCUUCCUCUGCUUUGCCAUCGACACCAAAUACAACAACGGCACACCUGGGAGGGAGUUCUACAUGGACAAGGCCCUGAUGGAGUUUGUGGAGAACAGCAGGAAGUCAAUGGCGGUGGAGGAGCGGGGGCGCAGCAAGCGCGCCCGUCCCAAGGAAGAGGUAGAGUUGACGGAGGUUAAGGCCAUGGUGAGUGGUGACGUGGGCGUGGCAGAGGCGGAGUGGCAGGCCUUGCAGGAGUUCCACCUGUACUACCUGCUGCUGUGUGUGCUGAUGGACUGGGCCCUGUCGGAGCACACACUGGUGCUCUGCCUCACACAAGACAUGAUCAUCUUCCUGUCUGUCUGCCUGCCCACCUCCACCCUCUUCUUCCUGGUCACAUUGCUCCAGAACACGCCGGUGGCUGCUGCUGCUGCAUGCUGACUAACGCUUCCUCACCUCCUUCAUCCAUCUAUCAUUUCAUCUAUCCUUUCUAUGCAUCGCACUAACAGAGCAUGAACUUCUAUUUUUCUAUCUGUGGAUUAUUAUUAUUUUUUAAAAUCUUUUUUCAUUCCUUUCUUGCCUCUUCUUUUUUAUUGACUGUCUUGAACUCAUAUGGCAUCUAUAAACUGUACUUGUAUAUCCGUUGCCUUAAAAUCACCAUGUUGCUAUUUGGAGGAAAGAUAAUUGAAACUGCCAAGCUGGAAAAACAAGAGAAGUAGAGAAAAGGAAAGACAUUAUCUCUCACGCUGAUGGUCAUAUUUUCCACAACUCCCAAUUAGCAAAUUAGCUGAUAACCACAAGACUCCUUACUUUCUGGAUAAACAAUGGCAAAUUGUGCCGUUUCACCCUCAACAUUAUAAGUGGGUCUGGAAGAACACAGUUUGUUUGGUAGCAUAAGAUUAGGACUGACUGUAUAUGGGUUGUUGACAAGAAAUGUUAAUCAUUUCUGUGUGACGUUCCUCAAAUUGACUAGUCAGUGUAUUGUAGGAUGAUUAGUCAGUUUGAAAGAAAACCAUCUGACCCUGAUCACUCAAUAAUUGACAAUUCAUGCUUUAUCUAAAGGGAUAGUUCACCCCCAAAAUUAAAAUGUUGUCAUUAAUUACUCACCCUCAUGUCAUUCC
Molecule: messenger RNA, 3191 nt
Organism: Sinocyclocheilus rhinocerous
Lineage: Eukaryota; Metazoa; Chordata; Actinopteri; Cypriniformes; Cyprinidae
Product: choline transporter-like protein 1
Exons: 15
Coding region: 286-2511 (741 amino acids)
Biological process (GO): transmembrane transport
Cellular component (GO): membrane
Molecular function (GO): transmembrane transporter activity
Source: RefSeq, a predicted model, not a curated record